Messenger RNA from Aspergillus aculeatinus CBS 121060, 691 nucleotides. RefSeq lists its product as uncharacterized. The record is from RefSeq and is a predicted model, not a curated record. Bases 216 to 575 code for a protein of 119 amino acids. The transcript has a single exon. Lineage: Eukaryota; Fungi; Ascomycota; Eurotiomycetes; Eurotiales; Aspergillaceae.
GGAAGUGGACGAAGAAACUCAUCACUCACGCUCUUGACCUCCUCCGCGCGAUCUGCUGGCGAUGAAGCAGCCAUUGAUGUGUGAGCGUAUCAAGCCCUGAGACUAGAUUAUAUUGCUAUAUCGGCUUCAAACGAAGCUAAGGGUUGCCCGCGAUUUAAAAAAAAACUUGAAGGUCAAUUAAUCGGAAAUUCGUGGAGCCAAGCAGCAGCGCUCGAAUGGGGACCGUUUGCGGAUCCACAGACAGUCCCGGAAUGGCGACAGAUCCCGGGUUUUUGACAUCAUGGAUGGAUCCGCCGUCCCCGAGACAGACUCUGGGGGGUUUCUUGCGGAGUUGUGACAGGCAGGGUAAGUUGGAUCGGGCGAGUCUUCUGGAUGGAGUGGGAUUGGGACUGUUGUUGUUACUUAUCUGCUGCAGAUGUUGGUUUAUUUAUUGGUGUAACCUCGGCUCCAUGACUCCUAUUCUGCACAUUGACACGAAAGAAAAAUACCUCAAAAUAUCAAUAGCUUCGCACCUGCCUGCUUUUCCCAACCGAAGCCCACAGAACCAACUACCUAGUAAUGUACAAUUUAGAUGACCGCUUUUUGCCACCCGUGGUUAUUUCACAUAUUGCAACGAAACAGUAAAACUAUACCCCAGAAUAGAUCGCCGAGAUGUGUCGUCCGCACUCCACCCGUUGUUCCAUGUUCACCG